GUGAAAACAGAAAGGAAAUUCUUUAGCUAGUAGAAACAGGUUGAUUGAUUCCAUUGAAAAUCUGUAGCACCUGUGGAAAUGAAGUUAGGAGGGUGAUCGAGUGCCGUGGGUAAACAGAGUUCAUUGCAGCAGGCGAACGUUCAGUAUACUGGCGGGAGCUCACCUGGCCAGGUGAACACGCUUCGUCUGCCUCACGGUUUAUCAAUAACAUGCUGAUAGUCGACACAGUCUGUGAAACGAGUUUCUUUAAGAAAAACCUCUCGCCUGUUGUACGUCCGGCGAGUCAUUACAAUCUUAAUCGACGAUAGAAAUGAUUUUCCAUAUAGAAAAGCGAAAUAAACUGUGAACUGAGUGAAGUGAUACCGCAGUGAAAGUUUAGCGAGGACAAUUUGACGCACAGUGUUCACCGAAACGUGGUCCUCGGUACAAAAGAAUCGGUUCGAAUAAGACAUUAGAGAGUGCAAGUAUUAAAAUACUUCAGUGCAAUUUAAAGACCUCAACGCGAAUCUGAAGGGCUGCUCACGGAGAAUCGACAGUAAUCAUGUCAAAUAAGCGGUAUCUAUCGUCAAUUCUAAGAUGACCUCACCGAAGCCGAUCAUUGCAUUUCCGUGGUUACUGCGGUCGUAUAAGAGACGCCGCUUCAAGCCCGAAUGGAUCGUGUUUGUGUUCACAUGCUUUUUGGCAAGCUGUUCGGCCAGGAACAAUCCGCCGCGUUUCCUGAUCGACGGCCAGACGGAAAUCAUUCUGAGGCUGAAAGAAGGUCCUGACACGCCAGUUGGCAGUUUAAUUUACAGGCUUCGCGGCUUCGAUCCUGACGGUGACAGCCUGACGUUUGGCAUUAGAGAUCAACCUGGCAGCGACGUGAUUCGAGUCGAGAAUUUUACGCCGACCGAGGCCAAUAUUUAUCUGAACAAAGUGCUGGACAGAGAGACCAGAGAUGAAUACGCGUUGGUAUUAACGCUAUCCGAUGGGAGAUUAGGGGAAGGUAAUUUUAUCACGCAGAGUUUAUUGCUGCUAGUGGAGGAUGUUAAUGACAACGUGCCAAUUUUUCGACCGCACCCGACUUCCCUGACGGUACGGGAGGAUUCCGGGCCGGGAGUUUUAACGACUGUGGAAGCCACCGAUGCGGAUUUAGGAGCUCAUGGACAGGUCGUUUACUACCUGCAAGAGCUCGACGGUGAUAAUGACGUGUUUAGUAUUUCCACUGUCAAUGGGAAAGGUGUCAUCCGCCUGGUUGGCCGCCUUGAUUACGAAAGGAAGUAUCUGUACCAGUUAAGAGUCCUCGCGAUCGACCGAGCAAUAAACGAAAAGGUAAACACGGGAACAACCGCGAUACUCGUUAAGGUUCAGGACGUCGAGGAUCAGCCUCCGGAAUUCAUAACCAUGACGCCGGUUGCCAGGAUCAGUGAAAACGCCAGGAUAGGCACGUCCGUUCUUCAAGUUCGCGCGGUGGAUGGUGACAAAGGAAUAAACAAUAAAGUAACGUACAGCAUCACUGAGGGUCCAAGACUGUUCGACAUAGACGCGACUUCCGGUUUAGUGUUCACCCGGGCGCAACUGGACCGGGAAGCCGAGGAGAACGCCGACGGCACGUUCAUCUUGGAGAUCACCGUGAAGGAAGUGUCGAAUAUAGUACCGGCGCCGUCGGUUUCCACCGAGGUCACGAUAAUUCUGAUGGACGUGAACGACGAGACGCCGAAAUUUCGUAGCAGCAGAUAUCGCGCCGAGAUAAACGAGAACGCGCCGUACAAUACCCCGGUUAAUUUCCUAGGAGAUGCGAUACCGGAAGUCUACGAUCACGACUUGGGUACAAAUGGGACGUUUAGAAUGUUCAUCGAAGGCGACGAUGGAAUAUUCGAUUUGACACCGUCGAGAGGAAUCAACGAAGCACCAUUUCUGAUUCGCGUAAAAAAUGCAAGUAAACUGGAUUUUGAAACCAGAUCAGAAGUGAAUUUCACGUUGAUUGCGAAGGAAGUAGUAACUGUUGCGCCGAAGUUAAGCAGAGUCCCAGUGACCGUUUUCAUAAAAGACCAGAACGAUAAUUAUCCGGAGUUCACAGAGGACACGUACGAAGUAUCGAUUCCAGAGAACUGUGCCAUUGGUACCACAGUCGCAUGGGUUCAGGCACUGGACGAGGAUAGUGGUCAUUUUGGUACACGCGGCAUCAGAUAUACAAAUUUAGGCGGCAGUAUCGCACACGCAUUAUCAAUGGAUCCUUUGACGGGAGUGAUCACGGUUAAAGAACCGGGCCCGAGUUUCGACCGAGAAUUAGUGUCUCGACAUUAUUUAACCGUCGAAGCGAGAGACGAUCUUGGAAAAGGCAAUCGCAACACUGCCCAGUUAAUCGUAAACGUGAACGAUGUUAACGACAAUGCUCCCGUAUUUUUACAAAACAAAUACGAGGCAGUGCUUUUGGAGAACGAGGAUCACUUCGAAUCACCAUUAAUAGUCGAAACAUUUGACAUUGAUCUAAACGGUACUAAGAACAGUGAAGUGAUAUACGCAUUAGUAGCUGGAGAGUUUUCGCGGAAUUUUAGUAUCGAUUCGAAGCGAGGGAUAAUUAGACCUAUAUCAGCGUUGGAUUACGAAGCGUUGCCUAUCAGUCAAGGGCACAAGGAAACGUCCGUACGUCCAUUGAGAUUGACAGUACGGGCUAGGGAUAUGGGCACGCCGAGUUUAAGCACGGACGUGCCAUUAAUUAUUUACCUGAAGGACAUCAAUGAUAAUCCGCCCGCAUUCGAGAGAACCCUGUACAAAAGGAGCAUUCCCGAAGACCUUCCUGGUGGUACCAGUGUGGUACAGGUGAAAGCUUGGGAUAAGGACCUGUCGUCACCUAACAAUAAAUUGGUCUACCGCAUUCAAAGCGGCGCGGGUGAUAAAUUCGUGAUUAGCCCGGAAACGGGCGUGAUUAGAGUCGCGCCUGGUUCUAAUUUAGAUCCGGACUUGACCUCACCGAAAACUACAAGGUACAGCUUAAAUGUUAUCGCGAUCGACAGUGGAACAGAGGUCCAAAGAACAGCUGAAGUUCUUGUCAACAUCACUAUCGUCGACGUUAAUAACAAGCCACCUGUUUUCAUCGAUCCCGGAACAGUAACCAUCCGAGAAAACACCCAGGUUGGAGCGUACGUGCACCGUGUCGUGGCUAAUGAUCCAGACAUAGCGCCGAUACUGCGUUAUCGCAUCGAUCCGAAUUCCUCGGAGGCAAGGAACGAGGAGGGAACUUUAAUUAAGAUCCAGGAAUAUGAUUAUCUGUCCGCUUUAGAAUUGAACGCGCUCGAUGGCCUGUUACGAGUUGUUAAAUUGUUGGACAGGGAACGAGUCGAAAUGAUAAGAUUAGGUCUCGUUGUCGAGGAUCUAGCCGCCGUUAGAGGAAUACAAACUGCUUCCGCUACAUUGAACAUAAUAAUCGAGGAUGAGAACGAUAACAAUCCAAGAUUUCGGAGACCGUUCUACAGGCGAUCCGUGACGGAGAACAGUAAAAAUGGUGUUAACAUCGCGAAUAUCGUGGCUGACGAUGCCGAUAAGAAUCGCAGCAUUACGUAUUCGUUAGAAAGCCCUAAGGAGCUGACGGAUUUGGUUCAUCUUGAUUCGGAGACCGGCGAGAUGGUCGUGGCGAAUAAAAUCGAUAGGGAACAAUAUUCCUGGCUGAAUCUGACCGUCCGUGCCACUGACUCGGGAAUUCCGCCCAGAUCGAGUUUAUCAGAAGUAUAUGUUCAAGUUCUCGAUGAAAACGAUAACAAUCCAUACUUUGUAACUGACAUCAGCAAUUUAACAGUGCUAGAGAAUGCCAAAAUCGGUACAGAAAUUGCUACUAUUCAAGCCAAAGAUCCGGAUAGCGGAGACUAUGGGAAAAUUACGUAUUUAUUAGACAGAAUGUCGUCUCAGGGAAGGUUUGCUAUUCACCCAGAGACCGGUGCGUUGACAGUGGCGGAUUCAAUUGAUUGGGAAGUUAAACAGAGUUACGUUCUAGUUAUAGAAGCUUGGGAUAAUUAUCAGUUUGGAUACACAGCUGGCGAGUCGAGAAACGCGUUUAAACAAAUUCAGCUUACGGUAAACGAUGUCAAUGACAAUCCACCAAAGAUGGAAAUACCUUCUUCGUGUGUUACUAUAUCAGAAUUUCACGACGUCAGGGAUUUAAUUUUUACCAUCAAAAUGAAAGACGCAGAUGACCCAACGACACCAAAUGGUCGCGUAAAAGUUAGGAUAGUCUCUGGAAAUGAAUUAGGAUUAUUCAUUUUGGAACAGACUGAUCAUUGGACCGCAAACAUAAAAGCAGCGCAUUCGCUUCGUGGAAAAUUUGGCAAUUACUCCUUACACCUGGAAGCACGAGACCUAGCCAAUCCUCCUAAUAAAGACACUUCCGUUUUAAAUGUUUGUGUAACUGAUUAUAAUGACAACCCUCCGAUCUUCAUUAAUCCGCAGCAUAACACAACUAUUCGAGUACCAGAGAAUGUAACGAUUGGCACACCAAUUAUACAAAUUGAGGCCAAAGAUGCAGAUACUGGCCCAAACGGUGACGUUCAUUAUCGUUUGAAGCAAGACUUGGCUGGUCACUGGAGAACCUUUCAAAUCGACGAUACGACCGGAGUUAUUUCAUUAAAACUUCCUUUAGACAGAGAAACUCAAAAGUUGUAUGAGAUUAGAGUGGAGGCGUACGAUCUGGGAACUCCAACUCCACUCAGUUCGGACUUGGAUUUAAUAAUUUAUGUACGAAAUAUAAACGAUUACGAGCCACAAUUUUUAGUAGAUAUUUUUAACAUAAAUUUCACCGAAGAGCAAGUUCCUGGGUUUGAAACUAUAAAAUUGCCGGAGACUAUAGAUAGAGACGAAGUUGACGAUCUAGAUGAUCCGCCCACUCAAGUGUGUUAUUUUAUAAUCAGUGGUAACGAUGACGGAUUCUUCGCUCUCGAUGUGUUCAAACAUGAAUUGACCACUGCCAAGACGUUAGACAGAGAACAGGAAGAGCAACAUUUGUUGAUUGUAAAAGCUACGGAGGACUGCAAUACCGUCCCAGCGAAUGAAUCAUUCUUUGAUGAGACAAACGAUACCACGUUGAAAAUUAUUAUAGAUGUAAUUGAUAUAAACGAUAAUCCACCAAAGUUUGUCAGUAAAAUUUUCACUGGCGGAGUUACCACAGAGGCUGAUUUUGGUACACAAUUUAUGAAAGUCAAGGCCAUUGACCUGGACGCAGGUGAAAACGCCAUAGUCAGUUAUUAUCAAGUCGGUAAAAUGCAUAUGACAUUGACAGAGGGUUUAGACGGUAUCGAGUCACAACCGUUUUUAGUUAAUAAACAGACUGGGGUUGUCAGCUUAAAUUUCGACCCUCAAAGAGGGAUGAAAGGAUACUUCGAUUUUAUGGUAUUGGCCAACGACACUCAAGGUUUACAAGACACUGCAAGAGUAUUUAUAUAUUUAUUAAGAGAAGAUCAGAGAGUUCGCUUCGUCUUGCGACAGCAUCCACCGGAAGUUCGAAAUAGGAUAGAAACUUUUAGAGAAAUGCCCUUUGUAGGAGAAUGGUGCAAGGUAUGGAUUUAUUUCGGGUUCGUUUUCGCGUGGGCAAGAGGGGCACGUCCACGCUUUGAUACUUCCACGGACAUGGGACUGGUCCUUGUUCCAGCUGAUGCUGAAGUAGAUUCAGUCAUCUUCCGUCUCCGCGCGACUGACCAAGACGCGGAUUUUCCACUUGUUUUUGAAAUCACUGCUACCAUUACACCUGUUGUGAGGAUCGACAAUCUGCCGUGCACUUUGUACAACAAGGUCUGUCAAGCUAAUGUAAUUCUAACGAAACGAUUAAUACCCGGACGCCUUCACGAUUUCGCCGUGAGGGUCAGAGACACGAAGGGUGAUUCGAACUCGAUGCAGGCCACCAUUUCUGUAACGAACGCCACCACUCCGCGUGAUAAAAUAUUCCCGCACAUACCUUCCCUCAUAAUGGUGCCCGAGGAUACGAAACCAGGCAAGGAAUUAGAUUAUCUUCUCGUACGGGCAAAUUCCUGGAGUGGGAAACCUGUUUAUAUUGAACUUUGGCAACCGAAGGAACUUUUUACUAUUAGACAAAGACAGACGCCUACGCAGACGCGAGGGAUGAUUAUACUAACCGGUGAACUAGAUUUCGAAACACAGUCUAUGUACACUCUCACUAUGUAUGCCACGGACCCGUACUCAGAGCAAGGGAAAGAUACUAGGAACAUAGCAGGUUUAAGCCUGGUUGUGGUUGUUCAAGAUGUUCAGGACGUCCCUCCAAUUUUUACACUGGCACCUCCUCUUACUAGGAUUAAUAACUCAGUACAUCCGGGUGAUGUAGUUCUGCGGGUGCACGCGGAAGACGGAGAUAAAGGGGUGCCACGUGAAAUCGUGUACGGUCUCGUGUCUGAGGGCAAUCCCUUCACGCCGUUCUUCAACAUCUCGGAAACAAGUGGUGAAAUCACUCUUGCUAGACCGUUAGAGGAGCUCACGCAAAUUACUCACGUUGGAGCUCCCGUCGUACUUACUGUGGUUGCCGAAGAAAUUAGAAGAAGUAGAGACGAGCCUCCUGCUCAAGCAACAGUCGUCGACGUUGGAUUCCUUCUCGGAGAACCCGGGAUCAGUCCACCGUACUUCGAGAGCGAUAAUUACGUCGCAACGAUAGAUGAAAAUCCUGAACCAGGAACUGUGAUCAACUUUGGCGAGCAAUACACGACCAGAGUGAGGGACGAAGAUAUCGGGAAAGCGGGAGUAUUCGCAUUGAAACUGGAAAACAACAACAAUACUUUCGAGAUAAAUCCGACGGUCGCGGAACGGACAGCAGACUUUGUCAUAACAGUUCGAGACAACGCGCUUAUCGAUUACGAGUUACAUAAAGAUUUGUCCUUCAAGAUUGUAGCUCAAGAAGUUGGGCCAGCAACGAAUUUGUCAACCUGGGUGCCAGUUACGAUUUUUUUAAGGGAUGUUAACGACAAUCCGCCGGUGUUCGAAGAAGAAUCGUACGAAGUUACACUGUCUGAGAACGUCACUGCAGGUUCUCGCGUGGUUCAGGUCCAUGCGACGGAUAAGGAUACAGGAAUUUAUGGCAGUGUUCGGUACACUAGCAUAACAGGUGAAGGGAGCGAAGCAUUCACUAUGGAUCCUGACACAGGAUUAAUAACCGUUGCCAUGGGUUCCUCGCUGGACCGUGAAAUUGCAGCAAGACUCGUUUUAUCCGUCGAAGCCCGAGACGAAAACGGCAACGGUAACAGAGGCGUCGUUCCUUUAAUAGUCAAUCUGCUUGACGUCAACGAUAACGCGCCUGUAUUCGAGAAGGAAGUGUACGAAUUUAUGUUGAACUCUGACCUGACUAAUUUCACAUCACCGGCUUUCAUAAAGGCUGUUGAUAACGACGCAGAGGCACCUAAUAACGUAGUUAGGUACGAGUUAAUUCAUGGCAAUUAUGAAAACAAAUUCUAUCUGAACGAAACAAGUGGCGAACUAAUUCUACGUUCGCCAAUUACGAAGAUUAGACGAAAGAAGCAGAGCGCAUUCGAGAAGUCGAAGAAAUCUGGAGUAGAAUUUAUUAAAGAUCACGGGAGUAUAUCAAAAUCCAUUCCUCAUGCAAAUAAAACUGAAUCGUCAACGAGUGCCCACACUAAGACUAAUUUCGAGAAUUCCACUGAAGAUAUUAUGAUUGAACCGAUAAAGAAAAGAAGAAGACGGGCUAACGAUGAUGCGUUAUACACUCUCACUGCCAGAGCAUACGACUUAGGUGUGCCUCAUCUCUCGAGUGUCACGAAGAUCAUGAUCAUCACUGGAAUCGCGAUGGAGGCUCGCAUAAUGAUGUUCGUAGUGCAAGGAGAGCAACCAGAUUCGUCGAAGACUGCUGCAGCUUUGGCUGCCAUAACUGGCGGCCGAGUUACAGUAUUAGAAACUAGACCGUACGUCCAACAGAAUUACACCGGAAGUCCUGGUUCUCUACCCCCAGGAGGGAAAAAGAGCAUUAUUGUAGCUCGUGUCGAGCAAAUAGAGGCAGGCGCGCCUUUGGUAGACGUAGAGAAAAUACGUGAAACGUUAGCCGCUAAUGGGGUAGGAAUCAUCGCCGGGACGGAGACGAUCAUGAAUGCGACGCACGUUGAUAAUACGAAACCACCGGUUGAUGGGACUACCCGUCACGCGAACGACGGUCAGGCAACUGUUAUUAACAAUACCAUUACCACUGUUCAAAACGAGGAAGUAACGGUGUACAAAGCAGAAAAUAAAUUACUAUUUUGGCUACUGAUCAUUUUGGGUUUACUCAUGCUUAUGGCAAUUGCCGCAUUAAUUAUCUGCUGCAUAUGUCCCGGCUGUCCGUUUUACAUGGCUCCAAGGAAAAGACGAGUGCAUUCAUCGGAGACGUUAGUCGUACGAGCUGAUGGAAGGCCGAAACGACAUCUCCAUCGGCAACCCGCAGUAGCUGCUGAAGUGUCGUGGAAUGGAAGGAAGCAAGCGUGGAGCGCCGAUCCGAGGCACUGGCAGUUUAAUAAGAGGAACGUGAAGAACUGUUCUCUUCCUGGUGACGUCGCACAUAUCUCCGGUCAACCGAACGAAGUUCAAAUGAACAUUGAAACCCAGAGGCUCAGAGACGACCCUGCUUACGACCGAAGGAGCAGAGUGAACGAGCAGGAGAGAAUAUACAUGGAGGAUAUGGAGAAUCGUAAGGCGAGAGCUUAUGGAACGGCAGAACUGGAUUCGUUGCAGAGACAUGAGAUGGAAAGGGGAUCGGAUUUACAACACCAAGGUUACAGACAAAGAUUCAUGGAACAUGACAUGAACGGAGAAACAGUGAGAGAACAGCACUUUUACCGCGAAGGGAACGCUGAAGUGCUGAGACUGGUGACUCGAGGCCAAGUAGAGGACACGAGCCACCCUCACCAUCACCACCGGCCAACGCUUAUAGUAGACGGCAAGGACAUAAUUCUGCAAAGAUUUAUAGAGGACCAAAACUCGAGACACGAGUUAUCGAUGCAGGACAUCGAAGCAGCUCGUAGCAUGGAGUCGCAUCAGCGGCCGAAGGAGGUUUGCCAACAGCAGCCGCCGGAGAUCAUUUUAAUCCCUGACAGACUGGACUUAGGUCACAGGCAACAUAUCGAGGAGAUAGGACCGAACGUUCAGAGGCUGGUAAUCGAUCACGGUGAUUACGGAUCGCAGAAGAUGGACAGAGAAUCAUUGAGGCAGGAGAAGCAGGAAGCAGCUACGAUAGUCACUGAGAAACCUCCGAUCGCCACUAAAGAGAGCGGGACACAGUAUCUUCACGAUUUGGAAUUGGCGAGACAGAACGCGUUGUUGACUCGAUUAUUGCUGGAAAGGGAGAGCCGUCGCGCGGGUGCUGGCGCGGCGAUGGACUCCGCGAGUUAUCUGGAGACUCAGAGCCUUCCUGGGCAAGUGGCCAUCGCUACUCAGACUGACAAGACUGCGGCUACGCAAACAGACCGACACAUCAAGAGCAGGAGCGAUAACGACGAAUCGGACGAGGAGUCCAGAUACAGGAGGAAACUGAAAUCCAGGAAAAAAUACGCGGACGGUGACUGGAGGAAAUCUCGCACGCUCUGGAUGAAAUCACCGAUCGAGGAAGAAGGUAGUCCUUGUUUCGACAAGCGAUUGAACAUUCUGAGGAAAAAAGUGAGGGAGGUAAAAGAGGGGAGGAUCCCCUUGGAGCCUGAAGUGCUCAGGGAAAUCUCGGACUCUUUGGACGGGAAUGGGAGUUCUUGCAAGGGAGACGAAGAGGAAACCAUGCGGAGGUAUCGGAAAUCGACUGAACAAACGAGUAUCAGCUACAAGGUAUUGAAUGAGAAGGAGAGCGGCUCGCAGUCUUCCGAGGAAGCGCGGAAGGAGAAACGGCAGAAAAGUUGCGGCGACGUGAUGGACGAUCAGAAACUGAACGCGACCGAGUCCACUACUUCGCCGGAAAUGAAAGUUCAACGCGAGAAACACGAGAAGGCGGUGAAGACUCCAAGAAAGGAGACGAAGUCGAAGACACAACAGAAGUCGGAUGGAAUGAUAAAACCGAGUUUCCGAAUACUGGAAAAGGAGUUUACGAUGCUCACGAAGAAACUGAGCAAAUUGGGCGAGAAGAAAUUUCAAGAAAGCACAGGCAGUGACAGUACCAGUCAAGAGAAAUCGGAUUCGUAUUCGAAGGAGGUGAAACGGGACUCGGAUCAGAAAAGUUCGAGGAAGCCGGACGCUGCGAGUUGUCAGAAACUAGCUUCCGAUAUCACCGCGGCGAAAGUUGAUAAGAAAGAGAAAUUGAAAAAAGAGUCGGCUAUAGCUAAAACAAAGCAGAAACUGAAGUAUCAACAGUCUCAGGUCAUGAGCACGGGAAGUUCGGAGUACGACGACGCUUUUGAUAAACCAAAGAAGUUAAGUGGGCCCCGCCAAGAAACUAUGAGACCAAAGCAAUUAACGAGUACCCAAGGACACGCGAAAGUAAGACGUUUGAUAGAUCGGCGAGAACUUAAAAAACAAGUGGCCGAAUGUCGAGACGAGAGCAGUGAAAAGAAGAAGGAAACGUCGAAGGGCGAUCCGAAGUAUGAAAAGGGGAAAAUGACGACACGUGCUCCGAAAUUGGCUGCCAUAUCCCGUAAACAACAUGUGGACGAGACGAGUACCAGUACAGAAGAAAAAAAAGACGAGAGAAACAUAACUACUAGAGCGGAUUUCGGCAAGAAGAGUAGCACAGACUUCUCGGACACGAAUGGUACGUACGGGCGCAAGGGGAAGACCUUGAUAAAGAAAGUGAUUCAGAGGUUUAGCGAUGAUUUUGUUGAGGAACCGCAGAAAGAGACUGCAGACCAGAAGGUGAAGUCUACUAUGGGAGAAGAUCAAACGGCAAAAGUUGUGACAGAACAAUUCAUUGCUAGUGAGAAAGCUGAAGCAAUGCAAUUGUCAGAAAAUGGAUUCGAAAAAAUUAAGGACUCUGUUGAGAAACCUACAAGGCCUGAGGAACAUGUAAGUGCAGAGGAAACGAUGGGAGGAAGUACGGUCCGUGAAGGUAUGCAACAAUUAAUUAAAGAUCAGAUGAUUGUAGGUUUAGUUUCGACUAUGGAAAAAGAAUUAAUUGACAAAGACUCGGAACGUGAUUUAAAAACUGACACAAUUACAUCAACCAAAAUGGAAUCUAAAAAAAUGCAGAAGGAAGGAAAACCAAUUGAUGUCAAAGAUGCAGAUCCUGAUGAUGAAGUUAAAACGAAAGCAGAAAAAUAUAAAAUAGCAGACGAAACAGAUAAAUCAGAAAUUGAUGACUUUAAGAAGCAAAUUGAAAUUGAGAAGCAAAUUAAAUCUGACCAUGCAGAGAAAGUAGAAAAGCAAAAGCUAGGGAUUGAAGAAUUAGAUGGUAAAAUGGCAAAAAAAUUGAAAAGUGAAGAUAUUGAUACAGGCAAGGAAAUUCAAGGUAUUGAAGACGAAGAUAAAAUUAAAUUCGAAACAGGCGAAUUAGAAUUGCAAGCAUCAGUGGAACAACGAAGUAAUGGAAAAGUCGAUUUGGUAAAAACAGUUAAAGAAUCCACUGAAAAAGACACAGAAAGUGAAACAUCAAGUGAUAAAGAUAAAUUAAAACAAGUUAUAACGAGAAAAUUGAGUGAUAAAAAAGAAGAUGGAAGUUUUGGAAUUGAUGAAACAGAGAGAAAAGAUAUUGUCGAAAAAGAAAAGGAAGACAUAAAACACGUGACUGAUGAACAGGAAAAAACGAUUAUUGACCAAAGUGCGAUUGAAGAAGUUACGUCAAAAAUUAAGGAUGAAUCUCAAGUUGAAGAUAAUAUUUUUUUGGACGAAGACAAGAAAUUUGAUAAGCUGCAAGAUAUUUCAAAAAUUGAACAAAUUAGUGAUAAAGCAGAGGCUAUUAUAAAAGACACAACUGAAGAUCAUAAAAUUACUAUACAAGAGGCUGAGGAUCGAGAAUUUAAGGAAGAAGCUAAAGAUUAUAAAGACGACAAAAUGGCUAAAGAUUAUGAAGCUCUGAAAGAGGCAACAGAGGAAUUUGGAAUUAUUGAUAAAUUAGCUAAACGCACCGAAGCUAUUCAUUUUACUCCGGACAAAACAGUAUCUGAUAAGCAAAAAGAUAUUUCAGUGGCUGUUGACAAGAGUGAUACAGAAACUAUUUUUUUAGAUAAAGAAAAAAGCAUUGAUGAAGGCGUAACGAUUACUGAAAUUAAAAGUGAUGAACACGAAACAGAACGAACAAAUGCUAUAUCCGACGAUCAAAAAUCUGAUGGGGAUAAAAAAAGUAUUCCUGCUGACAGAGAAGAAGCUCUAUCUGGAGAAGAUUACAAAAUGAGUAUAGAAAAAACUAUUUUCACUGAUAGUGAAGGAAUUUUACGUUCUGGUACAGAUGAUUCUGAAGUUAAAGAAAAAGAGGAACAAAAAAAAGAUACAGAUCUGAAAAUAAUUAAAGAAAAACAAGAAGCUGAUCGUAAAAUAAGUGAAGAAGUUGCAAAAAUACCAAAAACUGAUGAAAUUAAAAUUAUUCCAGGAACCUCAGGAAUUGGAAAACAAUUAAAAAUUCAAGAAGAUAUUCCUAUAAAAAUAAGUCGUACUGAUAAGGAUGAAGAAAUUGAAAAAGAUUCAUCAAAGAUAUUGAUUACUCAAAAAGAAGGUAGCAAUGGAACUGAUGUUACAAAAAUUCCCACUUCUACUGCUGAUGAUAUGGAAAAGAAAAUCCACCCAUUAACAGUUGAUGACCACAUUAUCGAAAAAGAUACUACUUCUCCAGAUAAAGAUCCGAGCGAUUCCUUAGAAGAAAAAUUAGUAAAUGGUAAAGAAUCGAUUCAAGUAAGUACCGAAACAGAAAUUGAUAUUAAACACCCACCUACAGGCGAUAAAAUUCUAGAAAAGGAUUUGACUCAGUUACCCUCUGGCGAGAAAGAUAAGAGUGGAGCAGAAAUUUCUAUAACUGAUACUGUUGAAUCUCUGACUUCACGAGAGUAUCAAAAAUCAUCACAAGUUGUAGAACAGCAGACAGAUGAUAAAAUAAUGAAAGACGAUAUCAGAAAAGACACAAUUCCUACCGAUGAUAAACUCGUAACAGACCUUGACGCGGCUGAGAAAAUCGAUAUUCCUACAGAAUUAAAGAGGGAGGAAUCAGGGGAAGGUAAAGAAACCGAUGGAUUGUUAAAAGAUGAAAUAAGUCAUUUAACAUUGGAAGAAUCUACAGACAAAAAGGAAAUUGACAAACCAUUGAAAGAUCCAACGACGUCGUUACCAGAGGCGACAGAGGAAAAAACGAAGACAACGGCGGAAAAAUUGUUGGAGGAGACACUCGAAGCGAGCACGGAAUUCAGGGAUGUUCCGGAUAAUGAAACGACAGACGAGAAACUGGCACAAACUACUGAGAAGGAGGAGCCGGAUAAAGCGAGCGGCAGUUUUAAGGGAAACGGAUCGCUUGAAACAUGUUCGCAGACGUCUGGCGGGACAGAGAAGGAGAAGUUUGCGUUCGAUUUUAUUACUCGAAUGGGUUCCACGGAAAUAUCCGAAUUAGAAAAGCGGUCGAAGUCAGCCAGCGAGAGAACUGAAUCGCAGGGAGCGGAGCAAUUCGUAGACGGAGAAACUUUCUCUGUGAAAGGGGAUCAAAUUAAACCAGUCCUGAAAGAACAAUGUGGGAAGGAUGUGGAACCGAUGACUGUUAGAGACGAAAUGGCGGGGCAGGUACAGAUAACCGAGAAGAAAAUUGACAGAACUGUAUCUCCAGCGGAAGUCGAAAGGGAGGAACCUGUAGAAGAAUACGCAGACGUAAGCCUCCCACAUUUUACAAGUAUAAUAGAUACAAUGGAUGAUUCUGAGGAUAGCGAUUCAUCGAGUGAUGUUUCCAGGAAGACAACGUUGACAACCAGACCGUAUCACACACCUCGCCAUAGGGUUCGACAAUUUUCUGACAGAGAAGGCAAUGAAGCGGUAGAGAUAAUUGAAACUCAGAGCGCGGAAGAAGAAGAUACGAGGUUAACAAUGAAGUUGGCAGAAGAUGAAACCACGGAAACGACAGAGGGAGAAAUAAUUGGCAAAGAUCACGAUACAAGUGUCGAGUCGUCAAUGGAAACAAUUGAAUCAGUUAAAGAUAAAGAUGAAUUCAGUGAAGAGGAUAGAGCUUUUAUGCAAAUACAAUCACCCUUUCGUGAUGGAAAAAUAAUACCAGCUUGUACAGAUGGUACACAACAGAUUAAACGAGAAAAGUUGAAACAUGAUCCAAUUGAUAAAAAAUCCUCAGUUUCAGAAACUGACAAGGAAACUUCAAGACGCGCUAAAGAUCUGAAAGAUACAAAGACGAGCGAUACUCAAGGGACACCCUCAAUAUCUAAACCCCCUAAAGCUGGAACCUCAAAAGUGUUUGGGAGGAAAACGAAAGAAGUACAGAAAAAGAGAAUAUUUUCCCAGAGAACGAAGAAAGGUUCUUCUGAGGAAUCUUCAGAAGAGAAAGCUCAUCAUCAGGAGCCAACUACGAGCCAAUUUAGGUAUCGAGCGCGCAAGAAACCCUCGCAGGACCAAUCGACGCAAAAAGAUAAGGACUUAACGAAGCAAUCGAGGAAAGUGGAAGACGAAUCGCAGCGGAGGCAAAUAUCGAGGCUGAGGGUUGACAAAGAUAAAAAGUCAUCUAGCAGUGGCGAGAAGCAUCCGACACCACCAAAAACAGGGGAGAUCGAUACGAGCAGAGCGCAGCCAAAGUACAUGGCAUGGUACAAGAAGAAUCGAGAAGAGAUGGAGAGAAAGAGGGCGGAAUUGAUGGCGACGGAUGACGAGGAGCAGCUGCCGCGAUGGCUUCGACGAAGUAUGAGAAGCCAAAGGGAGGCGGAGGACAAGAAGUCGACGACCGAUAAGACUGACACGACUCCGCGAACGAGACGUAAAGUGAAACCCUUAGUGAACGUCGAGUCCGAACAGUUGAAGGCUAUAGUUCGACAAGGCAGAAAAUUGAGGAGGGCCGAGGGAGGCAAGAACGAAGACCCGCCAGUUCAAAUAUUCGCGACGACGCCGCCCGCCUUGCCGCAGACAGAUUCGAAACAUCAUUUGGUGCAGCAUUCCGAGUACAAAUACGAGAAGACACCGGUACCAUUUUAUCUUCACCCACCGCCGGCACCGCACCCCUCGCCGCAAUUGUCCCCGCAACAUUUCGAGAUCCCUCAGACGAUGGAACGCGGUCGUACCGAUGAGGAUUUCGAUUCCGGAAUCGCGGUUUCGUUACAAGGUGGCAACAGGUUACGGCACCAACAGCUGCUAGAGAAGAAAAGCGUGUUCGAUAUCGCGUACAGCGAGGCCGCGCCCUCGCAAUUGCGAUCUGAUAGCACCACGCCUCCGUCCUAAACAGAAACGACGGACUUUCCGAUUUCUAAAAUCCGUCCUUAACAGAUAGACUACGAAAGUAUGUAUCGAAUUAAAAUAUACAGUGGCUAUAAAAAGUAUUCACAUAUGUUAUAUGUAUUCUCUAUUGGAAAACCUUCUCAUGUUACGAAAGAUUGUUCUUAAAAACUAUUAGAAUUAAAUGUACUCAUUAUUACUAAUACAUAUUUGUUAUAUUAGUGGAACUAUUUUUUACAGCCACUGUGAAUUAAAUAAAAACUUGCGAGAGAUCGUGUAACUAUUCAAUCAGAUCAUCGUGAGCAAUUCCAGUUUUAAAUUUCGUCAAAUAUAGAAAUAACAUAUCUCUGUUGUUAUGGAAUGUAUUAUUACUAAUAUGAGACGAAUACUGUUAAACAUUUCUCAACUUAUACGUUUUAGGCGUCAAUUAUAUUUGUGAAUAAUUAAUUAAUAAGUAAAAAUACUUACACAUACAGAAACUGAUGAGUAAUGUACAGAUGCGCAGAGAAAUGAUUCAUUUUAUUGUCGAUUUAUCAUCUUCAUCAGAGAUCACAAACUGAAUCGAAAAGGACUAAAUUAUGCACAAUACACAGGGUUAACUUCAUCGUAAAGUAGAUUCUGAAAAUCAUUUAUAGGGAGGAUAGUACAUAUCACAUUUUAGAAUUUACACUUUGAUAGAAACGAACCUAAAACAGACAUAAAUGCGAAAAUGGAAAAUAAGGAAAUUUAUAACUGAAUUGAACGUGUUAAAUAAUUAUAGAUACAUGCGUAUACAUAAAAACAAGCAACAACAGAUCUAAUGCACAAAUUUCUUAUAACUCGUUUUUCAUUGAUGGAACAUAUUUGUUAACGUAUCGAGUACGACCUCCAAAGAAUAAAUGACCCAUCGAUCCGAUGACCAAUUUUAUAAGUAUUAUUACUGUUAUUC
Molecule: messenger RNA, 16192 nt
Organism: Ceratina calcarata
Lineage: Eukaryota; Metazoa; Arthropoda; Insecta; Hymenoptera; Apidae
Gene: Cad88C
Product: cadherin 88C
Exons: 38
Coding region: 577-15270 (4897 amino acids)
Biological process (GO): homophilic cell-cell adhesion
Cellular component (GO): plasma membrane
Molecular function (GO): calcium ion binding
Source: RefSeq, a predicted model, not a curated record